AUGAAGGCGCUUGAACCAAGCCCGAGGAGUUUCCAGCGGCAGAAGCAGUACGCUCAGAGGACGUCGACAUUUUGCGUUGAAUCGCCGGCAAAAGAGGGUCCAACGAGGGACCAACACUACUACAGAAUUAGAAAUAUAAGUAGUGUUUUCCACUACACCUUUAAGGUGAAGACGGGAGCCUCGGAUUCCCACUCAACACUUAACCCUUCGUAUACUCGAUCUGAUCUCACACUUCGAAAUACACAAGCCAGAUCGGAUCUCACACUUCGAUUUCCUCCGUCUGCCGCGCUCACCGCCCGCCACGCCGUCCGGCUCUCCACCUCGCCGCCUCCGGUAGCGUCUGAUCCCCUCGCCUCCCUCUGCAGACAACUGCGACGGCCAACGCCUCCUCGCUCGACGGCCAACAGCAGCUGCCUUCGCCGCCUAGCCGCCUGCCGUUUGGCUGCUUCACCGCUCGCCGCCAACCAUCACAGCAUCGUCGACGAUUGGCUAGGGCUAAUGGUGAACCCUCCUAAAGCUAGAGAUAUCGCUUAUGAUCUAUUUGUUAGGGAAAGGUAUAGGUGCUACCAAUGAAGUCUAUGUGAAUGAAUAUUGAACUUUUAAGCUUUAUUUGAGUCUCUGAAG
This is a messenger RNA of Ipomoea nil (Japanese morning glory), 624 nucleotides long. RefSeq lists its product as uncharacterized. The transcript has 4 exons. NCBI's taxonomy places the organism in Eukaryota, Viridiplantae, Streptophyta, Magnoliopsida, Solanales, Convolvulaceae. The coding region runs from base 1 to 573 and encodes 190 amino acids. The record is from RefSeq and is a predicted model, not a curated record.